AUGAUCUUGAACAUCAACGAGCAUCUGAAAUGGCUGGCGUCGUCGAAGCCGCAGCUGCCCGGCUCGUUGCAGUUCCCGUCGUUGACGCCAGAUCAGCUCAAAGAGUACACGAGUUCUGCGAAACCGCCGUCAGAGCCUGUGAAACCGGUGGCACUCCCCCCAAGAGCAGUGUCGCAAACCCCCGCAGCCCGGCCAUUGAUGAGGGCCAGGGCCGUCACGCCAGACGUUGCGAGUGAGAUGAGUGGGAUCAUGGCACGCAAGGCAGACACCGUGCGCCAGCGGAGUCUGGGCUCGUCCCAGGGAAGUGUCGUUGUUGAUCUCACCAACAACCAGGUCUUGGAGAGCCGCAAACGGGCCACAGACGCCGUGGACUCGUCGUUUAGCAAGAAGCAGCGGCAGAAUGACGACGACGAGUUCUCGGACGACGACGAAGUCGAGGCCAUCCUGGCUAAUCGACAUUCCUCCAACUCCACCACCAAAAGCAUGGGCACAGAAAAUGGCAGCGUCCGGUACGAAGAGGUGGCGAAAUUCAUCCAGACGGCGUCGUUGGGCGCCAGAGACGCUCGUGAGCUGCUGCUGUUGCAGUUGGAGCUGAUUACGCGCAUGGACGCCGUGACAGAGCUCCUGAGACAGAACAUUGUCGUGGACGAGUCCACGUCGAUCAGCGAGGACGAGAAACGACGCAAACGCGGCCAAUUGGCUAACGACAUACACCAUGCACAAACGCGCAGCGACGAGGUCCGCGCCCAGAUCCAUCAGUACUGCGUGGAAAAACAAAACAGACAGAUCGGCGACGACGAGCUGAGCUCGGAAAUCGAAACCACCGCCAUCCCGUUCACUAGCACCGCAUACGCCACGAAACCAAUAACACAGCUGAUUCCUACCCGUGAGGACGAGAUCAACCAAACGCCGUCCACGAUCAACGCGACCAACCAGUCUACUUUCCCCAGUCCCUCGUUCAAGUAUCCUCCUGUUCCAGUGCGAACGGAACAGGUCAACUCUCAGGUGGAUGUAGAGGACUCGUUCAAUUGCGAUAGUGACGAGCCAGAAAUCAUUUCGACCCAGGAAAAGGCAGAGCUGGAUCGGUUCAUUGUUGACGACGAGGGGUCUGGGGACGACCGUUCGUACAAAGACGAGGAGGACGCAGAAGACAUAGAAAACACAGAGCUGGGCCAGUUUGACGACUCGCCGGAGAUAGAGGACGUUGAAGACGGAAUAGAGAAUAUGGAGCUGUUACAGGACGCCGACGAAGACGCUAUAGUGAUCAACUCCGAAAAGGAGGACUCGUUCGAACAGGAUACGGGACAGGACUAUUUUACACAGCUGAAUGAGGAACGCGAGUUGGACGUUAUUGAUCUGGAUGACGAACAGUUCUGGGACAGCGACGCAGAGAACGAGAUCUUUGACCGUCGAAACGAGCAAGGAAAACAGACAGAGGUGCCGUCGGUGGCUUCGCAGAGCUCUGACUCCGAUAUCGAAGAGCUCACAAACGUCAAUCCGGACGCGUACAAGAAGUUUAUGGGCAAGUUCGAGUGGACCGCCGAGGUUUACUCUGUGUUGAGGAACACGUUUAAAUUGCCGUCAUUUAGAGAGAACCAGCUGGAAGCGAUCAAUGCGACUUUGAGUGGAGAAGACGUGUUUGUUCUGAUGCCAACUGGAGGUGGAAAAUCGCUGUGCUACCAAUUACCGGCUUUGGUCAAGUCGGGAAACACCAGAGGAACAACCAUUGUGAUCUCUCCGCUGAUCUCGUUGAUGCAGGACCAAGUUCACCAUUUACUGCAAAACAACAUCAAAGCAGCAAUGAUCAACUCUAAGUCUUCUGCCGCACAGAGGAAACAGACAUUCGAUAUGUUUGUUAACGGGUUCUUGGACCUGGUUUAUCUUUCUCCUGAGAUGAUCAGCGCGAGUGGUAUGGCAAAGAACGCAAUUGCCAGACUUCACAGGAACGACCUUUUGGCACGGAUAGUUGUCGACGAGGCGCAUUGUGUUUCUUCGUGGGGCCAUGAUUUCCGACCGGAUUACAAGGCACUCAGCUACUUCAAAACCGAGUAUCCUGACAUCCCGGUGAUGGCACUGACGGCCACCGCGAAUGAGCACGUUCGAAUGGACAUCAUCCACAACCUGAAGUUGAAACACCCGAAAUUCUUCAAGCAGAGCUUCAACAGAACAAAUCUGUUUUACGAGGUGAUGCCAAAACGCAAGACGGUGAUAGAGGAGAUCGCGCAGCGCAUCAACCACAAGUACAAGAACAAAACGGGUAUCAUCUACUGUCACUCCAAGAACUCGUGUGAACAGACGGCCAGUCGACUGGUGGAUUUUGGAAUCAAGUGCGAUUUCUACCAUGCGGGAAUGACUCCCGAGGAACGGCAACGGGUCCAGCUGGGAUGGCAGCAAGACGAGAUCCGGGUUAUUUGCGCCACCAUUGCGUUUGGAAUGGGUAUUGACAAACCGGACGUGAGGUUCGUGUUCCAUUUGACUAUUCCACGGAACCUGGAAGGAUACUACCAGGAGACGGGAAGAGCAGGCAGAGACGGCAAGCCGUCGGACUGUAUCAUGUACUACAGCAUGAAGGACGCCAGAACGUUGCAGGGGAUGAUUUUCCGCGACAAGGAGCUGGACAGGUUCAACAAGGAGCAGCACGUCAACAAGCUGCGGCAGGUGACGCAGUACUGCGAAAACACGACAGAUUGUCGUCGGCAGCAGGUGCUCCAGUAUUUCAACGAGACGUUCAACAGAACAGACUGUCACAAACAGUGCGACAACUGCAUAAACGCAGAGAACGUGGAGGUGGAAAACCGCGACAUGACCAGUUUUGCCAGAGACGUGAUCAACCUUGUGCGGAGUCUGAACGGCGACAACGUGACGGUUAUUCAGUGCCAGGACGUUUUCCGCGGGUCCAAAACGGCCAAGAUCGUCAACAGCGGCUACCAUCUGAACGAGUACCACGGCAACGGGCGCGAGCUGGGUAAGAUGGAGGUGGAGCGGCUGUUUUUCCAUCUGCUACGCGAAGGGUUUUUGGAAGAGCGGUCUGUGAUGAACGCUGCUGGGUUUGCAACGAAUUAUCUGAUCGUGGGACCAAAGGCCAACGAGGUUGCGUAUGGGGGCAAGCGCAUAGUGAUUCCGUUCACACGCAACAAAAAUAGCCGGCCAGACGAACGAACGGUGUCGAGAAUGGCCAACAAGGAAAACUCUGCUCCCGCGCAGUUUGUGGCCGCCAGCAAGUACUGGCCUGCUGCGUCGCAAUCGUUCAACUCUGCCCCACCGGACCCACAACUGAGCGCACAUAUCAACAAGUGCUACCUGAAAUUGCGGGAACACAGAUCGCUGUGCUCCACGCAUUUGAACCACUCAAGAGAUUCAACCAUGGCGUCGGACACUACGUUGAAAGACAUGGCAGCCAAACUGCCAACUACGCAGAAAGAGUACGACCAGCUGGACGGCAUGGAGAAGACACAGACACAGUACUUCAAGAAGUUCGAGCGCAUGCUGUGUCUGUUCAAGAAAGAACGGGAGAUCCUGUUUGGAGUCAAGCAGCCGCAGCGCACACUGGUGGCUCCGCCGCAGGACCAGGCCGUGGUGAAUCAGCUGUCGCAGAUGUUUUACUCGCAGAGCCAGGGCACGUCGCGUGAGCCGUCCGGCAGCAGGGGCAGGGCUUCGAGCCAGCGCUCGGGACGCGGGUCCAUCUUCAAGAAAGUGCCUGCCAAGGCCGGUCUCCGACGCGGGAAAACUCCGGCCAAGGCGUCGUUGAAGCGUGGCAAAUCGCAGCAGAAGCAGACGAGGUCGGUGAGUCGUCCUAUGAGGAUGUGA
Messenger RNA from Ogataea philodendri, 3807 nucleotides. RefSeq lists its product as uncharacterized. Gene Ontology annotation, cellular component: cytoplasm; RecQ family helicase-topoisomerase III complex; nucleus. The record is from RefSeq and is a predicted model, not a curated record. Gene Ontology annotation, biological process: double-strand break repair via homologous recombination; DNA replication. NCBI's taxonomy places the organism in Eukaryota, Fungi, Ascomycota, Pichiomycetes, Pichiales, Pichiaceae. Bases 1 to 3807 code for a protein of 1268 amino acids. The transcript has a single exon. Gene Ontology annotation, molecular function: ATP binding; nucleic acid binding; four-way junction helicase activity.